AUGGGCGACCUCGGGAGCAUCGACGACGCGUUCGACGCUGCGCUGAACUUGGAGGAGUCCCAUAUAGACGAGGGUUGGGAGGAUGGACUCAGGGAGGGAGAGAAGCUCGGGCUGAUCGACGGGCGCGAGGUUGGCUUCGCGAAGGGCUUCGAGAUUGGGCAGGAGAUAGGCUUCUAUUCGGGCUGCCACGCGGUGUGGUCGCGAUGCGUCGGCGAAGAUCCGGGGUGCUUCAGCGAGCGCGCGCGUCGGGGCAUCGCCGCGUUCGGGGAUAUGCUCCGAUCGUUCCCCAUCGACGACCCGCUGAAUGAGGAGAUUCUGGAGACGCUGAACCAGGUGCGCGGCAAGUUCAAGACGGUGGUGGCGCUCCUCGGGAUGCAUCACGAGUACAACGACGCCGUCGGCGACCAACCGACGGUGACAUUCUGA
Molecule: messenger RNA, 426 nt
Organism: Micromonas commoda
Lineage: Eukaryota; Viridiplantae; Chlorophyta; Mamiellophyceae; Mamiellales; Mamiellaceae
Exons: 2
Coding region: 1-426 (141 amino acids)
Source: RefSeq, a predicted model, not a curated record